Messenger RNA from Vitrella brassicaformis, 2320 nucleotides. Lineage: Eukaryota; Vitrellaceae. The record is from the annotation of a GenBank genome assembly.
GUCAGGCCGCCCAGCGCAGCAGCAGCGGUCUCAGGGAGCACUUGACUGAAACAACGAUGGCAAGCAUUGAGGAGAAUGCCGGCGGUGGGCCAGAUUUGGUGGACGAUGUGAUUCCUCAGACCUUCGCUGUGUUGGUGAGGAAGGACCUGAAGCGCACCUACGACAUGUUCGCCGGCAAUUGGGGUCUCAAGCCGCAAGAUGAACCCACAGCUGCCGCCGCCAAGCUCAAGAUCAAGAUGGCCGACGAAUACGACUGGCUGCCGGAGGUGCAGGGAGCCAGAAGGGGAGCUACCGAAGAGGGUGACGGUAGUGGCGGUGCCCCUGGGCAGGAGGGAGGCGGUGCGAAAGCAGCCAUCCCGUCAUCGACCAUCGGCAAGAUGAUUGACGACCUCAGCAGCAAGAGGAGCGAGGACUCCCGGCCCGCCAACACCAUGGACCUGGCGCUUUACCAAUCUGGUCAGCUGGCCACCCUCCCCGCGUCACGCCCAGGCGAGCAGGGCGGUCUCAACCAGCUGGCGAUUCGGAAGCAGCCGACGGCUCCCAAACCCGUGUGGCACCCGCCAUGGAAGCUGAUGCGCGUCAUCUCGGGUCACCAGGGGUGGGUGCGGUGUCUGGCGGUGGACCCCAGGAACGAGUGGUUUGCGUCGGGGUCCAACGACCGGCUGCUCAAGAUAUGGGACCUGGCCACCGGGACGCUCAAGCUGUCGCUCACGGGACACAUCAACAACAUCCGCGGGCUGGCUAUCUCCACUCGACACCCCUACCUCUUCUCCUGCGGAGAGGACAACCAAGGUCAGCACAGCCACCCCACCCAGAUGGCUGCAUGGAUCCUCAUGUGUGUGUGUGUGUUGUUUGGUUGUGUCAGUCAAGUGUUGGGAUUUGGAGCAGAACAAGGUGAUCCGCAGCUACCACGGCCACCUCAGUGGUGUGUACUGUCUGGCCAUCCACCCUUCCCUCGACAUCCUCUCCACCGGCGGGCGCGAUGCCGUCGUCCGCGUCUGGGACAUGCGCACCAAGCAGAGCAUCCACACACUCGGAGGUACGUACACAUCACAUCGAGUGGUCCAUCUGUCUGUCUGUCCGUCGAUGUGGCCUACGUGCGUGUGUGGUUGUGGUUUCGGUGUGUGGUUAAUGUCAUCCGUGCAGGCCAUACGGGCACCAUCACGUCGCUGAUAUCUCAGAACACGGAACCACAGAUCAUAUCGGGCUCCAUGGACCACCACGUUAGCACCACCACCACCCACAAAGCCCCUGAGCCAUGAUGAUGAUCCCUCACUGUGUGAUUGUAUAUGUAGGUUCGGUUGUGGGAUUUGGCGGCCGGUAAGAGCUCAGUGGUGUUGACGCAUCACAAGAAGAGCGUGCGGGCGAUGGCCAUGCACCCCGGCACCGAGUACACAUUCGCGUCAUGCGCUGCCGACAACAUCAAGGUGUGGAAGUGCCCAGAGGGCCGAUUUGAGCGCAAUAUACAGGUCAGUCAGUCAGGGUAGAGAGCAAGUCGAGACAGACGGCCAGCAGACCAUUCCUCACCAUGAUGUGAUGUGAUGUGUUGGUGGCUGUCUGUGUGUUGGUGGCUGUCUGUGUGUCAGGGUCACAAUGCCAUAGUGAACACGUGCUGCGUUCGUGACGGUGACAAUGGGGAGUCGGGCAUUCUCGUGGCCGGCACUGACAAUGGGUAAGUAGACACACCACACGCCAGCCACAGCAUGGGAUGCGCGGCUCUCAUGCAUUCUGUGUCUUUGUUCCUCAGGUGUUUAAAUUUCUGGGACUGGAAGUCGGGGUACAAAUUCCAAACCAGACAGGUCAGUGGGUGAGGGAGGGGGGGUGGGGGGGGUGGCCCAGUCCAUGGCUGGCGAGGCGAUAUAGGAUAUUUGUGCAUCGUCUUGUUUUUCCUCUGCGUGUAUGUGCAGAGCCAGGUGCAGCCCGGCUCGUUGGAGAGCGAGAACGGCAUCUUCGCGUCUGUCUUUGACCAAUCCUACUCGCGCCUCAUCACCGGCGAGUGCGACAAGACCAUCAAGGUACCUGUGUCGGCAAACACGGCAAGGCACUGCACACCCGCCAGCGGGCUGGUUAUGUGCAUGUGUGAUGGUCUGUGUGUGUGUCACCCACCAGAUAUGGAAGGAGGACGACGAGGCCACUCCAGAGACCCACCCAAUCACUUGGAAACCCAACAGGCCGUACUGACUGACUGGCAGCUGAGGGGCUGGCUGACUGAGUGAUCGGUGUCCGUGUACUCGAUGAAUGAGUGAUUUGAUGACCCUGACAGUGGUGGUUUCUCUAUCUAACAGCGCCGCUUGCACCUGACUUGAACAAAUAUAAAAUU